GAAAGUUGUGGUCUUUUGGGGUAUUGUAAAUACAUUGUGAUAUUGAUAAGCUCAUGAAAAAAUGGUCCUUCAAAUCAGCUUUAUUUCCGUGGGCACCUGUUUGGUUGUUGGUGUGAUAUAUACUAUUAUAUAGUCUUUUGUAAAUGUAACUGUCGUUGAAUCAAGUGAUCGUGCUUUCUCGUUGCCAUCACUCAAGAUGCUCUUAUUUUGUUCUCUUCUCUUUCCCUUCUAGAAAAAUACUGGUUGAAAACUCUUUUGCAUUUGCGUGUAUAUAUAUGUUUUAUGUUACAGCUAGAUGUACAUUGGUUUUUCCUGCUUGUUUUUAUCUUCUCCUCCUGUGUCCUUUAUGUGAUAAUACUGUCUGAGAGUUCAAAGUUUGGCCUUUUUAUUGAAAACUAAGGAACAGUGAAGUAUCAGUUUCUUUCACUUUUCAUUGACCAGAAAAAGAAAAAGAAUAAAAAAAAUGGAAAAAGAAUGUAUUUUUCUAUAAAAGAAAUGCAAAGUAAAAAAAUGAGGGCCCUUCUGUAUUUAAGAAUUCUGCUGUAUAAUUCUAGUGUAGUUGAGCUUCAAUCCCUUCGAAGGUUCCAUUUAUUUUGUACUAAUUGGAAUCUGGGGUGUAACUUGGCUCCCUGUUCUCUUCCUUUAUGUGAGAUUUUUAAAGAUGCACAUAGUUUUCUAAGAGUUUGGUGAGGGAUGUUAUAGAGGUAUGGAAGCCAUGUGGGUGAAUGUGACGUGCUUUUUAUCUCCUGUAUUUGCUGGUGUGUAAAGUAGGGAUUUGCGUGGAUAUCCUUGGAAAUAUCAUCUUCAAAUUCCAUUGGCUGAAUAUUGAGGCAUAAUUAUCAUGGAUCUUCAGUAUGGGAAGUCCUUGGAUACUUCAAAGAAGAAUUCUUGGAAAACCGCAUUGCUUUUAGCAUACCAAAGCCUUGGUGUAGUUUAUGGAGACCUGAGUACUUCCCCUCUUUAUGUCUAUAAAAGCACAUUUGCUGAAGAUAUUCAACAUUCAGAGACAAAUGAAGAGAUUUAUGGUGUUCUAUCCUUUGUCUUCUGGACUCUUACUUUAGUCCCCUUAUUCAAGUAUGUGUUUGUGGUUCUUCGAGCAGAUGACAAUGGAGAGGGAGGUACUUUUGCAUUGUAUUCUCUGAUAUGCCGACAUGCAAAAGUUAGUCUUCUGCCCAACAAACAGGUUGCUGAUGAAGCACUCUCUACAUAUAAACUUGAGCACCCACCAGAGAAAAAGAGCAGCUCAAGAGUAAAAAUGUACCUUGAGAAGCAUAAGGUCUUGCACACUGCUUUAUUAUCCUUGGUUCUCCUUGGUACUUGUAUGGUAAUUGGAGAUGGGGUUCUCACUCCAGCAAUUUCUGUUUUCUCUGCUGUGUCUGGCCUCGAGUUAUCCAUGUCCAACGAACAUCACCAGUAUGCAGUUAUUCCGAUCACUUGCUUCAUUUUGGUGUGUCUUUUUGCACUUCAGCACUAUGGUACUCAUCGGGUCGGAUUUUUCUUUGCUCCAAUUGUGUUAACAUGGCUAUUAUGUAUCAGUGCCCUUGGCUUAUAUAAUAUAAUCCACUGGAAUCCGCAUGUCUAUCAAGCUCUUUCUCCAUAUUACAUGUUCAAGUUCUUGAAGAAGACAAGAAAAGGUGGAUGGAUGUCUUUGGGAGGCAUACUGCUCUGCAUAACAGGCUCGGAGGCAAUGUUUGCUGAUCUUGGUCACUUCUCUUAUGCUGCAAUUCAGACUGCUUUUACCUUUCUGGUUUAUCCAGCCCUUAUAUUGGCAUAUAUGGGCCAAGCUGCUUACUUAUCUCAACAUCAUAAUACGAGUUACCAGAUUAGUUUCUAUGUCUCAGUUCCAGAAAGUGUGAGAUGGCCUGUGCUAAUAGUAGCAAUUCUCGCUUCUGUUGUGGGAAGCCAAGCAAUCAUUAGUGGAACAUUCUCAAUUAUCAAUCAGAGCCAAUCACUUGGUUGUUUUCCUAGAGUCAAGGUUAUACACACCUCUGACAAGAUACAUGGCCAGAUUUAUAUCCCUGAAAUCAAUUGGGUGCUCAUGAUCCUCUGCAUUGCUGUGACCAUUGGAUUUAGAGACACAAAACACAUGGGAAAUGCGUCAGGAUUGGCAGUGAUGACAGUGAUGUUGGUGACGACAAGCCUCACUUCCCUGGUUAUUAUCCUCUGUUGGCACAAACCCCCUAUUAUAGCUCUUUUCUUUCUUCUUUUCUUUGGUUCUAUUGAGUUGCUUUACUUUUCAGCUUCACUCACCAAGUUCACAGAAGGUGCUUGGCUCCCUAUUCUCUUGGCCCUUUUCCUCAUGACAAUCAUGUUUGUAUGGCAUUACGCUACCAUCAAGAAAUAUGAAUUUGAUGUCCACAAUAAGGUAUCGCUAGAGUGGCUUUUAGCAUUGGGUCCAAGCUUAGGAAUUGCUCGAGUGCCGGGUAUCGGCUUAGUUUUUACUGAUCUCACCUCAGGAAUCCCUGCUAACUUUUCUCGUUUUGUCACCAAUCUUCCUGCGUUCCACCGUGUCCUGGUCUUUGUGUGUGUGAAAUCAGUACCUGUCCCUUUUGUGCCCCCGGCUGAGCGUUAUCUUGUAGGCCGUGUGGGUCCUGACUCUCAUCGGUCUUAUAGGUGCAUUGUUCGUUAUGGGUACCGAGAUGUACACCAGGAUGUUGAUUCUUUUGAAUCGGAACUAGUUGCAAGAUUGGCUGAUUUCAUCCGCUAUGAUUGGCAUCGAAGCCAGCACACCAAUUCCUGUACUGAGGAUGAUGCUUCCCACUCUAAUGAAUCAUCAAGUGAAUGUCGAUUAGCUGUGAUUGGAACGGUGUCAUUUUCUUGCACACCACCUUAUGAGAUUGAGGAAAGUGAGCAACCAGCAAGUGUAUCUGUUAGAUUCUCAACAGAAAAUAGUGUAACAGAUGUCAUCGAGAUGGAGCCUGUGCGUGCUGUUGAAAGAAGAGUUAGAUUUGCCAUUGAUGAUAACUCCGAAUCUGAUGUGCGGACUGGUAUGGAGAUGCAGUUACGAGAAGAGCUAGAAGAUCUGUUGGCAGCCCAAGAAGCCGGGACUGCAUUCAUUUUAGGUCACUCACAUGUUCGAGCAAAGCAAGGAUCUUCUAUUUUAAAGAGAUUGGCCAUUAAUUUUGGGUACAAUUUCUUGAGAAGGAAUUGCAGGGGACCAGAUGUGGUACUUAAGGUGCCACCAGUGUCUUUGUUAGAGGUUGGCAUGGUUUAUGUGGUGUAAGCUUCUCACGUAAAGUUGUUUUUGUAGCUUUGUGUCAUAUAAAGAUGAAGUAAAAGAGGCGUACCUGUAGAUUAACUUGUUUAAGUGAGUUUCACCUGCUUUCAUAUAUAUGUGUCUGAUGCAAUAGAGAAAUGAAUUUAGUAUUACGAGAGUGUAGAAGUCUUGCAUCAUUCUCAAAUUGCAUGUCAGAGUCUUGACAACUUGCAAUUACAUCUUACCAAAUGUGGUGUCUCAUCAAUCUAUAUUUCCUUAGCUACUACUAUCAUGUAAAUUUAGUGAAAAUCUUACUUCAAUCAGUCUAUUUACAUUGGUGGAUAUUAACAAAAUCCUUCAGAAAAUUUUGUUCA
This is a messenger RNA of Durio zibethinus, 3570 nucleotides long. Its product is annotated as potassium transporter 2-like. NCBI's taxonomy places the organism in Eukaryota, Viridiplantae, Streptophyta, Magnoliopsida, Malvales, Malvaceae. Gene Ontology annotation, cellular component: plasma membrane. The record is from RefSeq and is a predicted model, not a curated record. Gene Ontology annotation, biological process: potassium ion transmembrane transport. Gene Ontology annotation, molecular function: potassium ion transmembrane transporter activity.